Messenger RNA from Zeugodacus cucurbitae (melon fly), 2232 nucleotides. It is a transcript of the gene CaBP1, whose product is annotated as protein disulfide-isomerase A6 homolog. Gene Ontology annotation, cellular component: endoplasmic reticulum lumen. Gene Ontology annotation, molecular function: protein disulfide isomerase activity; protein-disulfide reductase activity. Lineage: Eukaryota; Metazoa; Arthropoda; Insecta; Diptera; Tephritidae. The transcript has 3 exons. The coding region runs from base 296 to 1615 and encodes 439 amino acids. The record is from RefSeq and is a predicted model, not a curated record. Gene Ontology annotation, biological process: response to endoplasmic reticulum stress.
AGAAACAUUAAGAGCAGCAGUAGUAUUUAAGAAAAUUCCUGGCAUUAGCGAUUAUAAAAAUCAGAAAGUAAUAAGUAGUGAAAAAGAAACGGUGUCGUGUGGUAAUUUUAGUGAAAAUCAUAAAAUAAUUGUGUUUUUACACAAGAAAAAUAAAACUGUGGGCGGCUAAAUAGAAGUCUUCCUCAUAAAUCGAGCUAAACACAGCACUUUUGAUAAAAGAAAAAUAUUUUCAUUUUCCGGCUUCCGCUUAAGCGGUCUAGAAGAAUCGGCACACAACAAAAAAUAUACAGAUAAGAUGAAAUUAAUACUAUCUACACUAUUAUUAAUCGGUUUAGUAACAAUACCGCUGCCGGCAACCGCUUUGUAUUCACCAAGCGAUGACGUGGUGGAAUUAACACCCUCUAACUUCGAACGUCUCGUCAUCGAUGAUGAUGCCGUCUGGGUUGUUGAGUUCUUUGCGCCAUGGUGUGGUCACUGCAAAUCUCUGGUACCAGAAUAUAAGAAAGCAGCCAAGGCAUUGAAGGGUGUAGUGAAAGUGGGUUCAGUGAAUGCUGAUGAACAUCGUUCACUAGGUGGUCAAUAUGGUGUUAAAGGUUUCCCCACGAUUAAAAUCUUCGGCGCUAAUAAACGUUCGCCCACAAGCUACAGCGGCCAACGCACAGCUAAAGCCAUUGCGGAGGCGGCACUAGCUGAAGCCAAAAAGAAGGUACAAGAUGUUUUAGGCGGUGGCAGUAGCAGCAGCGGCGGCAGCAGCAGCAGCAGCGGUGGUUCAGAUGGCGUCAUUGAGUUGACCGAUGACAACUUCGACAAACUGGUUUUGCAAUCCGAUGAUGUGUGGUUGGUUGAGUUCUUUGCACCAUGGUGUGGACAUUGCCAGAAACUGGCACCUGAAUGGGCUAAAGCGGCUAAAGAGCUUAAAGGCAAAGUUAAACUGGGCGCUUUGGAUGCGACAGUGCAUCAGAGCAAGGCUUCGGAAUAUGGCAUUCGCGGUUAUCCCACAAUCAAAUUCUUCCCAGCCGGCAAGAAGAGCAGCAGUGAUGCUGCCGAAUAUGAUGGCGGUCGCUCUGCUUCUGAUAUUGUCAGCUGGGCACUUGAAAAACACGUGGACAGCGUGCCUGCACCAGAAUUGUUAGAAGUCUAUGAUGAAAGCACUUUCGAUAAGGCAUGUGAGGGUAAACCACUGUGCGUCGUCUCAGUGCUGCCACACAUUCUGGACUGUGAUGCCAAGUGUCGUAACAAAUUCCUCGAUACAUUACGUCAAUUGGGUGAAAAAUACAAGCAAAAAUUGUGGGGAUGGGCCUGGGCUGAGGGUGGUGCACAAAGCAGUUUGGAAGAAUCAUUGGAACUUGGCGGUUUCGGUUACCCAGCAAUGGCUGUUGUGAAUUUCAAAAAAAUGAAGUUCUCCGUAUUGAAGGGUUCCUUCUCCAAGGAUGGCAUCAAUGAAUUCCUGCGUGACAUUUCCUAUGGACGUGGACAUACUGCACCAGUGCGUGGCGCUAAGAAACCUGCAAUCGUCACUGUACAACCAUGGGACGGCAAAGAUGGUCAAUUGCCAGCCGAGGAAGAAAUCGAUUUGUCUGAUGUUGAUUUGGAUGACGUCAAGGAUGAGCUUUAAAGUGUGCUAUAGUUAAAAUAUACCAACCAACUGCAUAUUCAUGUCAAUAUACACUCAAGACUUACCUAAGAAAUUGCUAUGUUCUACUAAAAAAAGAGGAAAUAAUGCGCAUGUAAUAUGAAAUUGGAACGAAGCAAAUAUGAAACCACCAAAAAAAAUCAAGGAAAACAAACGUUUCAGUUCAAGUUCAAACCUUUUUAUACACUACCUACUUAAUUAAAAAUUUAUGUGUGACAGUGUUUUUAAUUGUCACAUAUAAAUAUUUGCUUAAAAUAUGCAAUUGCAUUUACCUAUUUACAUGUAUAGUUACAACCAUACAUAUACAUAUAUGUAUAACAAAUGAGUUGUAAUACUCAAGUGUUAUGUGUAUUACCUAGCAUUCUUUGAAAUGACACACUUUUAUAGGGUUCCACACAGUCUAAUUUAGUUUUAUAGUAUGUAUUUAAGAGACCCCCCAAUAAUAUAGUGGUAAACCAACUUUACUUAAAUAUAUAUUUUAGAGCCAACAUAAAUAAUCCAAAAAGUAUAUCAAAUUGUAAAUUAUUUUUUCUAUAACGAAUUUUUGUGCUCAACUUAUGGAAAUGUAUAAAUGAAUAAAGAAAACCAACAAUUUAAAA